Messenger RNA from Sycon ciliatum, 615 nucleotides. RefSeq lists its product as uncharacterized. The record is from RefSeq and is a predicted model, not a curated record. The coding region runs from base 1 to 615 and encodes 204 amino acids. NCBI's taxonomy places the organism in Eukaryota, Metazoa, Porifera, Calcarea, Leucosolenida, Sycettidae. The transcript has a single exon.
AUGGUCAAGAAACUCGGCUCUCUCCUUGGUGAUGCAGAGGAUGUCACCCGCAGAAAGCAGCUUGCGGCGAUAGCGUUUAAGUCCCUCUGCCAGUUAUGGAAGAGAAGAGACCAAGUGAGUCUGGGGGUGCGCGUCCGGCUGUAUAACUGCUUCGUGUUACCUGUCUUGCUUUACAACUGCUCCACAUGGGGCAUCACUCGACAGACAAUUGAAGCGCUGGAAUCGUAUCAUCGGCGGCAACUUCGGCAUAUCUUGGGUAUCAGGUGGCCCAACCGACUGUCGAACGAUUUGGUUUACGAGCGCUGCAGUGCUGCUCCACUUGGCAACAUUCUGGUGAAUGCAAGAUGGCGGUUGUUUGGCCACAUUCUGCGAUCAGAUGAGCACACACCGGCUAGGGAGGCCAUGAGUGGAUUCUUUGGCUGCUCCGUGCCGGGAUACCGUGGGCGGCCGCGGAUCACGCUACCGGUCCUGCUGAAUCAAGACGCGGAGCGAGUCGGCUGCCGUCUGAGGACUCCAAGGGACUUGCAGCUGAUGGCUCAGCGAGCACUGGAUCGCCGUGAAUGGACAUAUCUGUGCAACGCAGUUGCAGAUGCGUACAAGGCAGAGUACUGGUGA